CUCAACCACAUUCCGAUUCUCUACGACCAGGUGAGUAUAUUCUUUCUGCAUGGUAUUACCUUCUGACCCUCCCCUAUUUUCUGGUGGUGCUGGUUGAACGAACAAUCAAUCAAUCAAUCAAUCACUAUCAGUACCCGGUCGGGAGUCACUAUCAGGCUGACGUUGUCUCUCUUUCUCUCCUCCUUGUGCUCCACCAGAACACUCCUCCGCAUCGGGAAGCUCGAACGGCCCUCAACAUACCUAACCUAACCUAACCUAUCCACGACACAACCCUCCUCCCCCUCCGAUAUCAUAACUUAUCCACCUUUCGCCCCCUCUUUCAUUCUUGUCUCUCAUCAGACUUGAUCAACACACCGUCACCAUGUCGCAAAGUCAUGCUCUUUCCGAUGAUCAGGUUGCGGGCGAGCUCCGCAAGAUGACGGCGUUCAUCCGGCAGGAAGCGGUGGAGAAGGCGCGGGAGAUCCAAUUGAAGGCGGACGAGGAGUUCGCCAUCGAGAAGUCGAAGCUGGUCCGCCAGGAGACCGCGGCCAUUGACACCCAGUACGAGAAGAAGUUCAAGCAGGCCGCCAUGUCCCAACAGAUCACCCGCUCCACCCUGGCCAACCGCACCCGCCUGCGCGUCCUCUCCGCCCGCCAGGAGCUCCUCGACGAGCUGUUCCAGCAGGCCCGCGACCAGAUCUCCGGCAUCGCCGCCAAGGACGCCGAGAAGUACGAGACCGUGCUCAAGAGUCUGAUCCUCGAGGGUCUGUACGCUUUGAACGAGGAGAAGGUCGCCGUGCGGUCGCGCAAGCAGGACUUCGAGACCAUCAGGAAGGCCAUCGAGGCCGCUGAGAAGGAGUUCCACGAGACCGUCGGCAAGGAGGUCACUGUCGAGCUGGAUGACGAGGAGCACCUGCCUGAAGGAUCUGCGGGUGGUGUCGUGAUCGUUGGCGGUCAGGGCAAGAUCGAGAUCAGCAACACGUUCGAGGAGCGCCUGCGUCUGCUCGAGAUCGAUGCUCUGCCCGCCGUUCGAGAGACGCUCUUCGGCAAGAACACAAACCGCAGGUUCUAUGACUAGGUGGACGUUUCGGAGACCCUUUAGAACUAUCUCGUCUUGCUAUAUUUGUCCCGUUGCAUCACCUCUGUAUCUAUCUACCCGUUGCCUCUUCUUUGAAGAUCGUUCCAGCUCUGUAUACAGGCCCCCCUUCGUUUUCUGCUAUUCGUGGCUGUCUGGAGUUCAAUUCGAGCCGAAUGAUGAUUUUACGCUUUUCAACUUGUGCUGUCUAGUUUCUAUAUCGUGGGUGUGUGUAGUCGCAGCGACAGUGCCUCGCCCCUUGCAAAGUACGAUCGUAUACUGGGAU
This is a messenger RNA of Aspergillus homomorphus CBS 101889, 1340 nucleotides long. Its product is annotated as H(+)-transporting V1 sector ATPase subunit E. NCBI's taxonomy places the organism in Eukaryota, Fungi, Ascomycota, Eurotiomycetes, Eurotiales, Aspergillaceae. Gene Ontology annotation, biological process: proton transmembrane transport. The transcript is spliced from 3 exons. Gene Ontology annotation, molecular function: proton-transporting ATPase activity, rotational mechanism. Bases 362 to 1057 code for a protein of 231 amino acids. Gene Ontology annotation, cellular component: proton-transporting two-sector ATPase complex, catalytic domain. The record is from RefSeq and is a predicted model, not a curated record.